Molecule: messenger RNA, 1251 nt
Organism: Penaeus vannamei (Pacific white shrimp)
Lineage: Eukaryota; Metazoa; Arthropoda; Malacostraca; Decapoda; Penaeidae
Source: RefSeq, a predicted model, not a curated record
AUGGUGGGCAGUGCGGGCAGCGCGGAGGGCAGCCAUGGUGUUGGGGGGUGGGGGGCGCUGGUGGGGCGCGCCCGGACCGCCCUCGCCUCGGCCCUCGCCCGCCGGAGUAGGUCGGCGGACAAGGCCGAGGCGACACCGCCGGCGGGCACCAAGGCGUCCUCCACGGGCAUCCUGAAGGCAGAGCGACCCGCGCCCGCCCCCGCCCACCAGCGCCCGGCCUCGCCCUCGGCGGCGCGCGACGACCAGGCCGCCAUGAGGCCCCAGCAGUACGAGGGCGUGCCCAUGCGCGAGUAUUUGCCGCCCAGCCACCACACGGUGGGCGUCCCGGUGCCGGACAUCCCCCUGUCGACGGCGCGGCGGCCGCCCGCAUAUCCACACGCUCGGCCGCCGCCACGUCGCCCCGCAGCAGCUGGGGCGCGCCGGACCCCGGGACCCCCGCGACGGCGACAGGGCGCUGCUCCCCGGCGGCGCCCGCCACGUCCCCCACGCGGCGUCGACCGGCACGCGGACGCGCCCGCCGGCGCACGGCGGCUUGGACGCCGCCUGCAGCAGGUGGGCGGCAGCGGCGACCUGAGCGCGGCCGGCGAGCGGAGGGCGUACGCGAGCCUGGACCGGCGCAGCGGCUACGGCAGCAGCGAGCGCCGCCUUGCCCCGGGCAGCAGCGAGCGCCUCUACUACGACCACCCGCAGCAGUAUCCCGCCCUCGGGUCGCGGGCGCCCUCGCGCGCCGCCUCGCGCUCCGUCGAGAGCGUCCGCAGCGACCGAUCCGCCGCCCGAUCGGACCGACGCGCCGCGGUCGGAUCGCCACGCCGCGCGACGACGGGCGCGGCUCCCGCUCCAGCCACCGCUCCGGCAGAGCCCAAGGCGGAGCACCGCCCGCGACGACGACGGAGCUCGUCGCCGCCGCCAGGAGGGCGCAGUCGGUCCGGAAGUGGCCGGAGACGGCGGCAGGGCGAGCCGAGCGGCAGCGAGACGAGCCCGAGGGGGGGCGCCGCGCCCUCCUCCCCCUCGUCGGCAUACGGCUCCCCCUCGGGCGUGUGGACCAUCAGCGGCCGGCCUGGCUUGCAGUCGGCGCCCAGCCCCGUGCAGCCCCCGCCGCCCACGCCGCGCGGGUGGCGCGACGCCCUCGCCGAGGCCGUGGACAGGCGCGACCUCGCCCCGCUGCGGGCCGCCCUCCCUUCGGCCGAGGAGGUGGUGCUGGCGAUGGGGCGAUCGCAGGUAAAGUGCUCCGCGAGCCACGUUGUAGCCUAA